Molecule: messenger RNA, 4180 nt
Organism: Loxodonta africana (African savanna elephant)
Lineage: Eukaryota; Metazoa; Chordata; Mammalia; Proboscidea; Elephantidae
Gene: GJA10
Product: gap junction protein alpha 10
Biological process (GO): cell-cell signaling
Cellular component (GO): connexin complex
Molecular function (GO): gap junction channel activity
Source: RefSeq, a predicted model, not a curated record
UAAACUAUAAAAUAUCUACAUAGAAAAAUAUGUUUUAUAAUAUUGAAAUAGGGGAAGGAUUUUUAAAGCACAUCAAGAGCAGAAAUCAUGAUUGGAAAAGGAGAAGAAAUAAGAAAACAAACAUGUACUUAAAAAAAUAAAUAAACAUAGGGAGAAGAAACUAGAAAACAAGGAGACUAGUAAUGAAACUGAGAUUGUCUUUUCACAGAACAACCCAUUCUUAUUAAUUGUGGUAUCUAUAUAUUUGGAGUAAAUUACUAAAAGUCCUUAUAUUGUCUCUCCAUUUUUGUAAAAAUUAAACUUUUUAUUUUGAGAUAAUUAAAAUUCACAUGCAGUUGUAAAAAGUGGCUAGGACAUAGUAAGAUUUUGGUAAAUAUUACUGAAUGAAUGAGUUAUAAAAGGGGAAAAUUAUUUCAUUAACUGUUUUAACUGAAUAACACCUUCCUGGUCUCUCUCCAUGCCUCCAUGUCUAGUUUAGGAGAUUUAAACCUAAAGAGUAUUUUAACCUCAUAGGACCUUGAAAAACGUUUUUUUUCAGGGUAAACCAAGUAACCUGUUCAUGUCAGUUAUACCUUGAUUCUUUCCUAGAACCCAAACUUGCUACAAAAGCAGUGGAUGUUCACCUUUUCUCCUAAGUCAGCAAAGCUUCCGUGAAAACGUGCUGUUUCUAAUGUGUCUUUGUGAAUCCAAUCACAUGCCUUAUUGCUGGUGCCACAUCUGCGUCUACCUAAUUUUUACUGCUUCUCUUAUCUGAGCCAUUUCCUGAGGAUUUAUUUGGCUGAUUUCUGUUUUCUUUACUUGUAGUUUCAGUCUUGCAAUGGAAGGCACAGAUAACGUAUAAUGAGGAUGUACUUUAUUUUUUUUGUUGUUGAUGAUUAUUCCAGUGAAAGGGUCAAAGAACAAUGUUUUAAAAUGGAAAGACAAUUCAAUCCAUUAUUAUUUCUUGAUGCCUUCUGUAUGCAAAGACUAAGAUUCUAUAGAAAAAGUCUUCACUUUCAAGGGGUGUACCUUAGGAGAAGGACAUAAGAUACAACUGUCACAAAACUCAGUUUAGCACAGUGCCAAAUGAGUGGUAUAAGCCUUAGUGUUACAGGGAUUUAGGAAAAGGAAAGGUCACUGUGACUUGGGAUGGUUAGGGAAAAAGUCCUGGGGGAAUUGAGACUUGUUAAAGACCAUAAAGAAUGUAUGGUUAAAGACCAUAAAGAAUGUAUGGUGUUUAGUAAAAUGAAGCAUUUCUGAUGGAUAGAAAAAUUGUGGGGUGGGAAUGCAUUGUGCAAAUAUGGAAGCCAAUACGUAUACUAAAUUACAGGCAUGGCAGUUUUGUGUAGAAGAGCAGUAGAAGAGGAAAGGAAGGAAAUUGGGUCAAGUUGCCUUUAGUGAUUUUUUUUUUCCUGAAAACUGAUAUUCCUUGGAUACAUCCUAUCUCAUCAAGCGUAGACCAUAAAUAUCGGGGCUGGAAAGUCCUUCGCAGCUUGUGACACUAGCUUGUGUCUUUAUACAUUACAUAGGCAGUCCCUGGGUUAUAACGUCUGACUUACGUACAACUCAUAGUUACAAACCAACCCCUGUAAAGCCUGUUAUAUUAAAAAUUUGAGGUACAUACAAUGAUUUGUAAUAACAAAUGGGUGCUACUUUGUGAUGGACAUCAAAACAUUAUUAUUAUUGUUUUAUUAUGUUAAAGAUGUUUUAAUGUAUCUGGAAGUGUUCCUUUAAUGUUUUUUACGCAUAGAAAGGUACACUAUAGACUAUAUACUAAGACAAACUUCUGACAAAUCGACAUUCGAUAUGAACUGUACCAAGCUGUUUUGACUUACAUACAAAUUGGACUUAAAGACAAACUUAAGAAUGGAACUUAUUCAUAACUUGCAGACUGCCUGUAUCUGUGGGUGCUAUUGACUGUAGUGUUUUCCGUGUAUUUCAGCUAUUAGUCUCUAACCAUGGGAGACUGGAACUUAUUGGGUGGCAUCCUAGAGGAGGUUCACUCCCACUCAACCAUUGUGGGGAAAAUCUGGCUGACCAUCCUCUUCAUCUUUCGAAUGCUGGUACUUGGAGUGGCUGCUGAGGGUGUCUGGGAUGAUGAACAGUCAGCAUUUGCCUGCAACACCCAGCAGCCAGGAUGCAACAAUAUCUGUUAUGAUGAUGCUUUCCCUAUCUCUUUGAUCAGAUUUUGGGUUUUACAGAUCAUCUUUGUGUCUUCACCCUCUCUGGUGUAUAUGGGCCAUGCACUUUAUAGACUCAGGGCCCUUGAGAAAGAAAGAUGGAGAAAAAAGUCAUACCUUAGAACCCAGAUGGAGAAUCCAGAGGUUGACUUGGAAGAGCAGCAAAGGAUACAUAGGGAACUGAGGAUGCUAGAGGAACAGAAGAGGAUCUAUAAAGUCCCUCUGAAAGGAUGUCUGCUGCGUACUUAUAUCUUACACAUCUUGACCAGGUCUAUGCUGGAAAUAGGAUUCAUGAUAGGCCAGUAUAUUCUCUAUGGGUUUCAAAUGCACCCCCUUUACAAAUGCACUCAAUCUCCUUGCCCCAAUACAGUGGAUUGCUUUGUAUCCAGGCCCACAGAGAAGACCAUUUUCAUGAUCUUUAUGCACAGUAUUGCAGCCAUCUCCUUGUUCCUUAAUGUACUCGAAAUAUUUCAUCUGGGUAUCAGGAAAAUCGGGAGGGCACUUUAUGAGAAACCCAACAGUGAGGUCACUGAGGAUGAAAGGGGCCCUCCAUUCCAUUUGAAGAAAUGUUCAGUGGCCCAGCAGAGUAUGAUUUGCUCUUCCUUGCCUGAUAGACCAUCUCUACUACAAGCCAACAAUCGACAAAAAAUCAUCCGAGUUAAUAUGCCAAAGUCUGAAACCAUCUGGCAAAUUCCACAAGCCAAACGACUUGAGGUAGUCCCUUGCUAUGACAAAAAAGACUGGGCUCAGAAAGACCAGCACAGUGGACAGCUCCUUGUCCACAGCCCAUGCACCUGGAACAGCAGUGUCAGAAUGCAGGACCACGGACAGCAACCAGAUCAUCCUUCCUCCUUUGGCUUCCAGAAUACCGUCUCCCAGUCCUGGCUGGAGAGAACGACGGCCCCUGAACACUGUCCCUCUUAUGUACCAGGAACCUGGGAGCUGCCCCAGGACCUGAAACCCCCAGGCGAGCCUCUCACAGAUCUGCACAGUCACUGCAAGGACAGUGAUGGCAGCGUGAGAGAGAGUGGGGUCUGGAUAGACAGAUCUCGCCCAGGCAGUCGCAAAGCCAGCUUUCUGUCCAGACUGCUGUCUGAAAAGGGACAGCCACACAGUGACUCUGGAAGCUCCAGUUCUCGGAAUAGCUCUUGCUUGGACAUUCCACAUCGGGAAAACAGCCCCUCCCCCCUGCCUUCAGCCACUGGGCACAGAACAUCAAUGGUAAGUAAAACAGACAGCCCUACUGAUCACAGAAUGGUCACCACAAGGGGUGUUCCACUCUGGCCACUUCUUAUCCUUCCCUGUCGUCCUAUCUGGUGUGUACAUACGUGUAGAGACUGGAGACAAAGAGAGUGAGGAGAGAGAGAAAGACUUUGAGAGAGAGGGAAAUUUAUGAAGAGUUAAAUUCAUUCAUUCAGUUAAAUUCAAUUUAUAAAAUAAAUUCAUAUUGAAAACUGUAUACCAAUCACUUUCAUAAGUGCUGGGUAUGUAAAUGAAUGAAAUACAAUCUUUGCCAUCAAAGGGCUCAGAGGUCUAAGUGGGAAAGUUAGAUGGGUAGACAUGUAAAUGUGAUCAAGUGUAAGGGGCCCUGCUAGUCGGAGUGGGUGGGCAAGGAAGGGGGUGGUCCAUUCUAUAUGGACGGGUCAGGAAAAUCUUCAUAGUUAAAGUUACUUUUGAACUGAGUCUUGGAAGAUGUGAAUUUCUCCAGAACUUGGAAGACUGGGGUAUAUGUGUCUGUCUGCAUUAUACAUGCAGACCGUGCCUUAAAAAUUCCAAGCAGCAGUUAGACUGCUAGGAAUGAGAACUUCACCCCUUCAUGGGUGCUACGUUCAUCCAGUAUAAUUGAGCCAUACACAUGAGACUUGUAUGCAGGGUUGGCAAAGUGAAAGACAUUGUUAUUUAUAGAAAGCAAAUGCUAAACAAUAGAAACAAAUACUUACGGUGAAUUGAUCCCACAUCCCUACAGAUAACCCAUUUUGCAGGAGAGGAACCUGCUUAUGUCUUAAAGGGGAAUUGUUUAC